Xyrauchen texanus (razorback sucker) is the source of this 894-nucleotide messenger RNA. RefSeq lists its product as uncharacterized. The transcript is spliced from 2 exons. The record is from RefSeq and is a predicted model, not a curated record. The coding region runs from base 1 to 894 and encodes 297 amino acids. NCBI's taxonomy places the organism in Eukaryota, Metazoa, Chordata, Actinopteri, Cypriniformes, Catostomidae.
AUGAAAAGGUUUGGCAUAGUCAAGUUCUUUCAACCCAAGAAAAAAAGGGGGGAACUAGACACAGGUGGAGAAGACAGGGAGAGAAGAAGGGAGACUGGAGAGAAGUUAGACAAAGAUGAGCAGCACAAGAGACUGGAGCAGACCGAGGGCCAGAAGCAGACCAAGGUUCAGGAGCAGCAGGAGACACUAAGGCGGACUGAGGGCCAGAAGCAGUGUGAGGGGCAGGAGCAGCAUGAGAGACUAGAGCAGACCGAGGGUCAUGAGCAGGACGAGGGGCAGGGUCAAUAUGAGGGUCAUGAGCAGCAUGCGGGGCUGGAGCAGCCCACUGAAGAAGAGGGAAAUGUAGGACGAGAGAGAGGGCAAAUCAGUGAAGAGUGUGAAAGUGAAACUGGAGAGAUGGCUAGGAGCAGCGAAUGUCAAGCUGGCCCUCAUGAUAUAUCAAAGCUGAAGGCAGAUGAUCCGACACAACCUGUGUUAAAGGUAUUUCCCAAAACCAUGCAGGGAGGGGCAAGGAGGAGCUUCCAUGGACAGUGGUAUGAGGAAUAUCCUUGGUUGGAAUAUUCAGUGGCCAUGGACGCUGCGUAUUGCUUUGCAUGCCGGCAUUUUUCGUCUAGCAAAACUGUUUAUACCUCUUCUGCGGGAUACAAAAACUGGCGCAAGGCCACUUUCAAAGAUGGUGGCUUUAGUGUACAUUCCAAAUCUGAGGCGCAUUUGAAUGCAAUGACCACAUGGCGAGAUCAUCAAAAGAUGAUGAAACGCAACAUAUCAGUAUUAGGCAUGAUGAAUGAUGAGAAUCGCAAACAGAUAAAAGAGAAUCAACAAUACAUAAAGACUAUAGGUCAGGUAUUGCGUCUUACUGCAAUACAGAAUAUAGCUCAGCGUGGACAUAAUUAA